CCUCGGAGGGCGGCAAGAUGGCGGCCGCGCGGCGUCUGGGUGCGGCGCUGGGGGGCCGCUUUUGUCAUUUGGGAUUAAAGAGCACAAAUGUAUCAAUUAAACAACCCCAGCGUUUUGUUACACCACACAAAUCUUUCCUGUUUCCUGCAGUGCCACAGAUGUCAGUGAGGUCUCUAUUUAUUCAGACGCAGGAGACUCCAAAUCCAAACAGCUUAAAGUUUAUUCCAGGGAAACCAGUCCUGGAGUCCAGAACGAUGGAAUUCCCGACUCCUGCUUCCACCUACUGCUCUCCGUUAGCAAGACAGCUCUUUCGGAUUGAAGGCAUUAAAAGCAUAUUUUUCGGAACAGACUUCAUUACUGUCACAAAGGAAAGUGAGGAUGUGGAUUGGAACUUAAUAAAGCCCGAUAUCUAUGCCACUAUUAUGGACUUCUAUGCUUCGGGCUUGCCCAUUGUUACAGAAGAGGCCCCUCGUACAGAUACAGCCCCAUCUGAAGAGGACGAUGAAGUUGUAUUAAUGAUAAAAGAGCUGCUGGAUACCAGAAUCAGGCCAACCGUUCAGGAGGACGGGGGAGAUGUCAUCUUUAAGGGCUUUGAAGACGGGAUCGUGCAGUUGAAACUGCAGGGCUCGUGCACCAGCUGCCCCAGCUCCAUCGUCACAUUAAAGAACGGAAUACAAAACAUGCUGCAGUUCUAUAUUCCAGAGGUGGAAGGUGUGGAGCAGGUUGUUGAUGAUAAUGAAGAAAAAGAAGUGAAGUCAACCUGAAUCAGGGAGAGCCCUGGACCGAGGGCAGAAAUUAUCUGGCUGGUGGGUUUGUCUAAAUUGGCCCAAACGCAGUUUCUUCAUUGGGCCGAUUCAAUUUUUGUUUCAUUGUAUAAGAAAACAAGCGAAUAAUAAAAAUGUGGCCCAUCUUUGCUUUCCAUGAGCAAAAAGAGGAAAGCAUACAGAAUAGGCAUGUUCCUAACAGUUUCUAAAAUACUUUCUUCCUCCCUUGGAUUCAAUUUUUUCUCAAGUUUAUCUCCAGUUAUCUUCCUGAGUAUCAAUCAUCUAUUUAUUUAGCAGUCUUUCUCUCGUUGCACUGUAAUCACUUUCUGGAGAUGAUUUGGUCAUACGAGCAUUGCAUUUUCCCCUGGUACUUAGAUUCCAAGAAUAUUUUUUUAAAUUGUGCUCUCAUCAGGAGGUUUAAAUUUUUUCAUUUUUUAAAAAUGCCCAUGGGUUCAAUAAACUAUUACUAAUACCUUGGU
This is a messenger RNA of Protobothrops mucrosquamatus (brown spotted pit viper), 1243 nucleotides long. It is a transcript of the gene NFU1, whose product is annotated as NFU1 iron-sulfur cluster scaffold. Gene Ontology annotation, biological process: iron-sulfur cluster assembly. The record is from RefSeq and is a predicted model, not a curated record. Gene Ontology annotation, molecular function: iron-sulfur cluster binding; iron ion binding. Gene Ontology annotation, cellular component: mitochondrion. The transcript has 8 exons. Bases 18 to 764 code for a protein of 248 amino acids. NCBI's taxonomy places the organism in Eukaryota, Metazoa, Chordata, Lepidosauria, Squamata, Viperidae.